UCGGAAGACAUCGACUAUCGUGGCCAAAUGAAACCCUUCUGCGGAGGUCUGUUAUUCGCCCUCUUGGUGGGCGGGAGCCUGGCUGCUCCCCACGGAGGACACGCCACCAGCUACAGCUCGCUAGUCAAGCACGAGGAGCCCGUCCACAAGAGCCUGGGCCACGGAUACGACCACGACCUGAUCAGUGUCUACGGGGGCAACUACGGACACGGCUACCCCAGCCUCGGCCUCGGCCACCCCGGCUACGGCUACGGGUACGAGAAGCACGAGCCCCACCACUACCCCAAGUACCACUUCGACUACGGGGUCAAGGACGCGCACACCGGGGACCACAAGAGCCAGUGGGAGACACGGGACGGGGACAAGGUCAAGGGCAGCUACUCCCUCAAGGAGUCGGACGGCACCACCCGGGUGGUGGAGUACACCGCCGACGAUCACAACGGCUUCAACGCGGUGGUCAAGAAACUGGGCCACGCCGUCCACCCGCAGGUCUACCACAAGGGCUACGGCCACGGCGACGUCUACGGAUCCGACUACGGCUACGGACACGAUGUGGCGCACUACGGCGGCUACGGAUACGGACACGGCGGACACGCCAGCAGCUACGUGAGCGUUAAGCAACUGCACUGAUUCAAGGACCUCCGACAACGAUUUGUAACCGAUGAUAGCCAGAACGAUCUGAAAAAAAAUACUUAACCAAACCAUUUAACCAAGCAACAAAAUGAC
Drosophila ficusphila is the source of this 726-nucleotide messenger RNA. RefSeq names its product adult-specific cuticular protein ACP-20 (gene Cpr76Bb). The record is from RefSeq and is a predicted model, not a curated record. Gene Ontology annotation, cellular component: extracellular matrix. The coding region runs from base 28 to 630 and encodes 200 amino acids. Lineage: Eukaryota; Metazoa; Arthropoda; Insecta; Diptera; Drosophilidae. The transcript has a single exon.